AUGACAUCGGUGGGCGUCUUGCAUGCAGUGGUGGUACAGUACUUCGUACAUGCUGCAUGUCCCGGGAGAAAAAACUCAAAAAGGAAAUACUCGUCAUUCGUCGCCAGCGCAAAGAACAAGACGUCAACAUAUCGCCAUGAGAGACGGCGACCAAAAACAAAGCCGGCCGGCUCAGACGUAGAAAUGGCAAAAAGAUAA
Messenger RNA from Purpureocillium lilacinum, 198 nucleotides. NCBI's taxonomy places the organism in Eukaryota, Fungi, Ascomycota, Sordariomycetes, Hypocreales, Ophiocordycipitaceae. The record is from RefSeq and is a predicted model, not a curated record.